Molecule: messenger RNA, 1203 nt
Organism: Dromiciops gliroides (monito del monte)
Lineage: Eukaryota; Metazoa; Chordata; Mammalia; Microbiotheria; Microbiotheriidae
Product: V-type proton ATPase 21 kDa proteolipid subunit-like
Biological process (GO): proton transmembrane transport
Cellular component (GO): proton-transporting V-type ATPase, V0 domain
Molecular function (GO): proton-transporting ATPase activity, rotational mechanism
Source: RefSeq, a predicted model, not a curated record
AUGAAUUUUCCCUCACAAUUGGAGGUCCCACCGAGAUGUAAGGAGCUGCGGGGGCCCUCCGGGUUCCAGCACUUCCAGCGCCCUUCACCAGCGAUGGUCGGAGCCGGAGCCUGGAGGGGGACACCCCCAACUCCUGAGUUCAAGGAACUCAGCAGAGACGUCCCAAACGCAGGGUGGAGCAUGCUCACCAAGGGGAAGGGUAAAGAUGAUCACUUUAUGGAUUCCUUUGCAGGUGGCUUGGGGAAGUUUUUAACAGCAUGGGGCAUUCUUGGCAUCUCUCACUGGAACAGCUUUUCACUCCUGAUGCAGGAUCCUGGGGUUCCUGCAUCCUCUUGGUUUUGGGUGUGCCAUGGUGCCAGGUGGUUAAAGUCUGUGUGUGCCAAGGUGCCAGGUGCCAGGAAUGCCAACCAGGGUGCCAGGUGGUUAAAGUCCAUAGGUACCAGGGGUGCCAACCAGGCCAAGCAGUUUGCCAGGCGAUUGGAGCCAGCUCAGUGCUCUUGGUUCUGGCCAUCGACUGAGACCCCAGGUCCUGGGCCCACAACCCCCAGCUCCAGCUCCAGUCUUAGACUCCAGCACUAUUGCCACCAUGAUGGACUCUCACUGCUUUAUUCCAGCCUCUCCAUGGCAUUCUGGAGCUGUGUGAUUGUCAUAGGGAUCUGCUAUACAAUAUUUGACUUGGGCUUCCAUUUUGAUGUGGCAUGGUUCCUCACAGAGACAUCACCCUACAUGUGGUCCAAUCUAGAGAUAGGGCUAGCCAUCUCCCUCUCCGUGGUGGGAGCAGGCUGGGGCAUCUAAAUCACAGACUCCUCCAUCCUUGGUGGAGGGGUCAAGGCCCCCAGGAUCAAUCCCGAGAACUUGGUGAACAUUAUCUUUUAUGAGGCUGUGGCCAUCUACAGUAUCAUCAUGGCCAUUGUCAUCAGCAACAGGGCAGAGCUGUUCACUGGUACCACCCCCAAAACCAUUAGGAAUUGUAACUACCAUGCAGGCCAUUCCAUGUUUGGUGCUAGCUUCGCUGUGGGCUUGUCCAACCUCUUCUGUGGUGUGUGGACAAGCAUUGUGGGCAGUGAACCUGCCUUGGCUGAUGCCCAGAAUGCCAACUGCUUCAUCAAGAUCCUCAUUGUAGAGAUCUUUGGCAGUGCCAUUGGCAUUUUUGGGGUCAUUGUGGCCAUCCAUCAGACUUCUAAAAUAAAAAUGGGAGACUAG